AUUUAGAAAGAUCUACGAGAAACAUCUGCAACACCCGGAAGAUUGUAUGUGCAGGAGAGUAGUACAUGGUCAAAAGUGUUGCUGGUGCCUUUAUUGCUUAUUAUUGUUUUGACGAUCUGGUGGACAGUGAAGACGCUUUCCGUCAACUACAAAGUGAUAAAUCGACGACGGGUUCCUUACAUGUUCUUUUAUAAAGAGAGAUUAGUCUAUAAGUACCGUUGGCACGAAUCCGUCAUUGUGAAUCAUUGAUUGCGGGUUUGACACCUAAAACAGUACUAACUGGUUUUGCGGCGGCCUGUUGAUGUGCCGUAGUUGUAAUUUUAUUGUUGAACGCAGUAACGCAGUAUCAGAAGGAAAACCAUCCGCCGAUGUUACUGAACAUGUUACAGAGAGCGAUGAAGACCGCGAUCCGCAAAGAGCCAUUGUGGUUACGUAACAAUCUUAAACCGCUGGGAUCCGGUGCAUGGAGCACCCAUACCGAUUCUGUAUAUCCAUUCAGCAGCAUGUCAUGCUCGCUCAAACACCAUACCGACCCGUUAUGUUCUCUGUACAAUCACCCAUAAAUUUCACGCCAAGCAGCCGAGACGUUAAGGCAAUGAUGCAGCCAUUAUGCAUUUCGUUCGCUGCUGCAUUCCCAGCUGUUAUACAAGUGGAAGUCGACUGGAUAGUGGAUAGCCAGUCUCUGUGUAGGUGUCGCAGCAACAUAAUCAUGAUCCUGCAUUUCCGUAUUCCGUUCACAACACCCUUCUCUCAGGGGACAGCAUUCCGCAUCAGCAUCCUGUACGUCGUGGCCGGCGCACUGGCCACUUGCCUUCAGACUGCUGUAUACACGUUCGUCUUCCUGUACGAAGCCGUGUACGAUUGGCGCGGGAACCUCGUUCUGGCGCGACUGCCGCUGGGCCUGCUCACCGGCCUGUGCUACACGGGCACCGCGUAUCUCCUGCGUCAGACCAGCCGCCACCUGGCCCGUUCGCCAUACCACACGCUGUCGCACAGCCACGUCCGCCGGUUACAAUCCCUGUGCGCGACCAACAUGGCGACGUCGCUCCUCCUGCUGGCCAUGUCCGCCUACCUGCUCAUCCCGCUGUCCGAAUUCAUCCAGGGUCCCCAGCUGGACACCAUCCCCGCACCUUCGACCGGCCAUACGAGAGAGAAGGCAUUCGAUCUGGCCAGCAACGCCCUCGGGGUGCUGCUGGUGCACGCCGGGGUGGGAUUCCUAGCGGCCGGGAUGCUGUUGGUCAGUGGGUGCACGCUAUGCCGCUGUCCGUUGCCGCCGCCGGUCGUCCUGCCGUCCGCCCCGAUGAUGCCGGCCUCGGACGGGAAUAAUCAGGAAAUCGCCCGAGACUCGGAUUGUGCCACGGAGCCGGCAGUUUACUGCGAGUCAGAAGAGUUUUCAUGCGUAUAACAGCCGGACAAGGGAUUCCCUACGCUCUUUGAUGCACAGUGUGAUGGUGUGCUUAUGUAAAUACUUCGGAUUCUCAAAAUAAUGUUACACGUACAUGUACAUUCUAACGUAACAUGUACAAUACAUGUACAUGUACAUAUACAAUACAUGCGCACAUAGUACAUGUACAUAUUAUAGUACAUGCACAUAUAAAUGCACAUGUAUUUACUUCAUUGCGCUUACAUGUUUUAUUACGCAAUGUGGAAAUUGUUGGAUUGGUACCGGACACCAGAGACACGAUCUUCUUCCGCGUUGUUUCACAUAUCGAAAACUUUUCAAAAACUAAAAGUACGUAAUAACAAUUGUUUUUAUAUAUAACAAGCUUGUACAGAUACAGCGAAAUUAGUACAAAAUUUUCCAGGUUUCCAAUGUGGAACAACGCAGAGAAUACCCUGUCCCUUGUGUCUGGUAUGCGUAUCCGUAGUGCGAAAGAGCGCGAAAUGCGAUAAACGACGAAGUGCAUAUUCAUAAUUAUACCGUGACUUUGGACGUUGCCGCUCUACAUUAGUGCAGACAGACUUAUAAGGAACUCAGUAAUUGUUAGUCCUUAUGUCAUGUCGUUGUUGAUGCUGUUGAUGUUGUUGCUAUGUUGCCACAACAGACUGACAAUGGUAAAGAUAUCGCAGCUAUCCUAGCAACUUAAAUUGCACGCUAAUUCGGAUGAAAUGUUCUGCAUGGUGAUCAGGCCGCCUGUUUCCGUAAUCGGCUGAAGCUGUGUAAUCAGUACAAAUGUCGUGUACUUUUAUACUUUAUAGCAACCUGUGACUGUAUAAUAUUUCGCCAGUCUCAAUAUAAAAUUAAUAGAGCUUUUGCUGUUGUGCCUAAUAGUACUCAAGUUGU
This is a messenger RNA of Paramacrobiotus metropolitanus, 2284 nucleotides long. RefSeq lists its product as uncharacterized. The record is from RefSeq and is a predicted model, not a curated record. The transcript has 2 exons. Bases 464 to 1405 code for a protein of 313 amino acids. Lineage: Eukaryota; Metazoa; Tardigrada; Eutardigrada; Parachela; Macrobiotidae.